Messenger RNA from Syngnathus acus (greater pipefish), 2230 nucleotides. Its product is annotated as zinc finger and SCAN domain-containing protein 31-like. The record is from RefSeq and is a predicted model, not a curated record. NCBI's taxonomy places the organism in Eukaryota, Metazoa, Chordata, Actinopteri, Syngnathiformes, Syngnathidae. The transcript is spliced from 5 exons. Gene Ontology annotation, biological process: regulation of transcription by RNA polymerase II. Gene Ontology annotation, molecular function: DNA-binding transcription factor activity; RNA polymerase II cis-regulatory region sequence-specific DNA binding. Bases 588 to 1445 code for a protein of 285 amino acids.
GAGGAAGCCAAAGUACCUGGAGAAAGCAUUAGGACAACAUGUCAAAUUCAGAAAUGGGAGUCAUAUUUGCUAUCUUCCAAAAAUUAUUUGGCUGUUUAUGAAGUCUACCUUAUUUACCCAUCAUGCGCUGUAGGAAAAUAUUGCGCUAUUUACGUGCGCAAAAUGUUUUUCUUACACGUAAUGUCGGUUUGCUCCACUGCGAUGGUGGCGCUCUAAUAGUAUCACUUCACUUGCAUAACAUGAAACAGGAACGAGUGAGACCCGGCGGGUGGAAUAAAUUGACUGGUCAUUUUCGUCAAACAUCGUGAGUGUCGUUCGUCUCCAACUUGGCUGAUCAACAACAUAAAAACGUCCCAUGGUCUUCCGCUAGAGGGCGUCCAGGAACUCACUCAAAUGACAUCAUCAUUACGUAGCAGGAAGUCAAGCGACGACGUCAAAAGUGGGCUUGGUUGCAGCACUCAAAACAAGUUUAUCCGCCUUCUAUUCGGCUGCAUCAGAUAAACACCCAACUUAUGUGGUGAAUGGUUAACCCUUAGCUACGCUACAACUGCAACGACGAAAGAGACCUGAGUGGUUGCAGCGAGAAAAUGUUCGCAAGGACCACAGCAAAGUACGUGGAGGAAAAGGUCUGUAGUCGUCAACGACUGGAAGCUCUUUGGCUGCAGCCUUAUGUUGUGUUGCGCAGAGCAGACAUCAGUGAAGCUAUUUGUCCUAAGCAGGAGCCAGAGCGCACUCACAUUAAAGAGGAAGAUGUGGGCAAAGAGGUCCAACAUUUCAAUGACCAAAUGGAGCAGAAUUUCUUUUGCAUCAUAAAAAAGGAAGAAGAGCCGGAGCGGCCUUGUAAUAAAGCGGAGGGAGAGGACUCCUGCGACAUUAAAGACUUCUAUGACAUUAAAAAGGAAGAGGAGGAGGAUGCCUGCGAGAUGCCAUUGAUUGGUCUCCCUUUGAAGAGUUUAGAUGAGGGUCAACAUGAGGUGAGCAAAGGGGAGGAGCCUCCAAGCUGCAGCUCAAGUCAACAACUGAGCAGAGAAAGUGAUGGAGACCACUGUGGAGGAUCACAAGCAGCUCCACCAUCAGAUAGUGAUGAUGUGUCGUCACAUGUUCCUGCUGCUGCUGCUGAUAAUGAUGAGUCUCAAAACAAACACAGGCAAUGUUCUCAGUGUGGAUUUUUUUUUGCUCAUAGCAGUAGUUUGAAACAACACAUGAAAAUACACACAAGAAAGAAAAACUUUUCCUGCUCAUUUAGUGGCCAAAAACUUUCUAAGAGGACAAAUUUAAAAAGGCACACAGGAAUCCACACUUGUGAGAAACCUUUUUCAUGUUCAGUUUGUGGCCAAAGAUUCUCUGACAAGGGAACCUUAAAAAGACAUACAAGAAUCCACACUGGUGAGAAACCUUUUUCAUGCUCAUUUGUGGCCAAAAAUUCUCUCAGAGGGGACGUUUAAAAACGCACACAAGAAUCCACACUGGCGAGAAACCUUUUUCCUGCGCAGUUUGUGGUCAAACAUUCUGUCACAAGGUAAACUUAAUCAGGCACACAAGAGCCCACACCUAACACUGUUGCCUGCUUAGUCAGUUGCCAAAGAGUCUCUAUUGAGAAUUUCCGAGUGUCGUGGGGAGAUGAGCAAUGAUCUAUGAAGUUCUCACCUUCUAUUUGAGCAGACUAUGAGUUUAUGCAUCAAUGAUCAUUCUAUUCUAGUAUGUACCUUUUGAUUGAGAUGCUGAACUCCUUUCCUUUACUACAGUGAGAAGUUCAUAUUUUAGUUUUAGUAAUGAAUUUGAAAAUACUUAACCGGCCUCGGGAUGAUGAUAGUUCUGUGUUUUUCAUUAUACGUGAUGUUUAUUAUGGUUUUAGUUGUGGUUUUUAACCGUGGGUGUAAUAGCAGCAGACUAUUACGGUGUAAUAGCAGGUCCUUCAUUCCCACUGCUGUCAGACUCUACAACAUGCGUGGCGCCUGAUAAAAUUGUGUUAAGUCUCUACCGCUACUCGUGGCACUUGUCGUUGUCCUUGUCUGUUAUUUAUCCUUUUUUAAAUUUGGCACUUGUAUUCUUCCACUCUUGUACGCUGCUGUGACAAGUAAAUUUCCCCGCUGUGGGAUGAAUAAAGUACUAUCAUAAUCAACUGCAAUUAGUUUUAAUUCAUAUUCAGUGCAAGUUGCUUAGUUUUUAUUUGGGUUUAGAGUUUUGUUUAUUUCAGCUUUUCAUGUUCAUGUGGAUCAAUAAAAUGAAA